AUGCCUGAUCCUUUGGCUGUUUAUGUACCUGUAGCAGCCCUCACCAAACCAGUGGUGCGUUCCAUUCUUUUUGCUGUAUUGGAGCAUGAAAGACGAGAUUGGAACCAUAGUCGCCGUACUCUACUUGCUUUCUUACUGGCACUGAAUAAAAAACUCGAGGAAAUUGAAGCAAGUGCAGAGACAAGGCACAAAAUCGGCGAUCAAAUCAUUCGACAAGUUGAUGAUAUUCGCCAAUGGCUUGUCUAUGAGGACGAUUCUGGUAACCGUGUAGAACCAAACUGGGAUGAACUUCGAGCAACAUAUCAAAAGAUGAUUGCUGAUAAAGUGGAUGAUACAUGGACAUAUUAUGGUGGUCACAGAACUAAGCCAUACUACGAAUUGAUUAUCAGUGUGUCACAUCCUGAUAUUGAACGAUCUCGAGUUUACAUGACUCGUACUCGUCAGAAUGGUUUUCAAUCCAAUGAGCUUAAAUUAUAUUGGAAUGCUGAACAAUUGGAAAUUCUUUGUCCAAAAUUUGGAUCACAAGGAGAUAAAGUUUUUCAACCACCGCAUGAUCCAUCGGAUGCUGAUGCUGUCGAAGGUCUUUGUCAAUAUCCUGUGUGGCAGCGAAAUCAUUCAGGAAAAAUCACUUACGUCACGAAGGGCAUUGAAAAAACUGUUUUUGACGUCCCUAAAGACGCCCAAAUUAUUCUAUUGAGUUUCGCAGAUGAACAAUCGCCUGGCGGUGGUUAUUUGAUACGGGCAUUUCCACAUAUUCUCAAUCUUUCAUUUGGACUUAUGACAGUCAAAAAUGUCCAUACAAUUCGAAUUCGACCAACGACUAUAACAAACAUGACAGGACCAACAACGUCAACAAGUCGAGAGCUUCAACAACAGCAAAACAAUAGACGACGUACAGAAGGUCAACUCAUUCGCAUGCUCUUAACACAAGUAUUGAUUAGUAUAAUAUUCUUUGGUCCAUAUGCUACUUUUCGUCUGCUCAUUUUUUUCAAACUUAUUCAGGUGACAGGCAUCGUGAGUUUUGGUUAUCGUCUUUCUGUGUCAUGGAUGAGUCUCGCUUAUGGAACAUCUCUUUUUGCUUAUAUACUCAGUGGAACUAUUUAUCGCGCUGAACUAUUCACAGUCUUCAAGAAAACUCUUGAAUAUUUGAAAAGAAUGACGCCAUAA
Rotaria sp. Silwood1 is the source of this 1167-nucleotide messenger RNA. The record is from the annotation of a GenBank genome assembly. NCBI's taxonomy places the organism in Eukaryota, Metazoa, Rotifera, Eurotatoria, Philodinida, Philodinidae.